This is a messenger RNA of Branchiostoma floridae (Florida lancelet), 1860 nucleotides long. RefSeq names its product 72 kDa type IV collagenase-like. Bases 81 to 1697 code for a protein of 538 amino acids. The record is from RefSeq and is a predicted model, not a curated record. NCBI's taxonomy places the organism in Eukaryota, Metazoa, Chordata, Leptocardii, Amphioxiformes, Branchiostomatidae. The transcript has 11 exons. Gene Ontology annotation, molecular function: metalloendopeptidase activity; zinc ion binding. Gene Ontology annotation, biological process: collagen catabolic process; proteolysis; extracellular matrix organization. Gene Ontology annotation, cellular component: extracellular matrix.
CCAAGGUAGGAGCAAGAGACAGGCCACAGGUUUCGGCUAAGCAUCCAAGCUUCAGUUGGUGAGAGAAGACAAGAGCCAGUAUGGGAAAUCUUCAGCUUAUUCGGGCACUGCUAAUUGUCGUUGGGCUAGCGACGACUAUGGCUAUGGAACCGACGAAAUACCUGACGAAGUACGGUUACCUUGACGACGGCAUGAUGAGUAAAGCUAGCGACAUGACCCCCACCGAAAUGGACGACAUGGUCAGGGAUGCCGUCAUGCUGUUCCAGGAAAUGGCGCACCUCCCCAUGACAGGGAGACUGGACGAGAUGACCAUGCAGCAGAUGUCCAUGCCGCGGUGUGGCGUGGCUGACCUGGGCGAGUUCAGACUGACCGGCCGGAAGUGGGACAAGACCCACCUGACCUACCGCCUGAUUAACACCAGUCCGCAGCUGGACAGGGCAGAGGUGGAGGACGCCAUCUACCGGGCAUUCAGGAUAUGGGAACAAGUGACGCCUCUCCGGUUCAGUAGAACAUCCGGGACCUCCGAUAUCGAGAUCUCGUUUGUCCAGUUCAGUCACGGGGACGGCAACCCUUUCGACGGGCGGGGAGGGACUCUUGCGCAUGCGUACUUCCCCGGGACGGGAAUCGGCGGAGACGCUCAUUUUGACGAGUCUGAACAGUGGACGGUCAGGACGGCACGAGGUACGAACCUGUUCAUCGUGGCAGCUCAUGAGUUCGGCCACAGCCUGGGUCUGGAGCACUCGCAGGUGCUGGGGGCGCUCAUGUACCCGUUCUACCAGGGGUACGUGGAAGAUUUCCAGCUCGACUAUGACGACAUCCUCGGCAUCCAAACAAUCUACGGGUCCAACCCUAACCCAGGUAACGGCAACCCCAAUCCGGACCCUCCGACAACGCCUCCUAGCGGAGGUGAGCCAACUCCACCCACAGGUGGCGGUAACCCCAACCCACCCACCGGCGGCAGACCUGACAUCUGCAACACUGACAUCGACGCUAUCUCACGUAUCAGGGGAGAAACUUGGGUCUUCAAGGGCAAGUACUUCUGGCGCGUGCGUGACCAGGUGUCCGGUCCAUGGCUGACCAGUAGCUUCUGGAGGGGCCUGCCUGAACAUCUGGACCGCAUCGACGGCAUCUACGAACGGCCUGACUACAAGAUACUCAUCUUUAAAGGCCGCCGUUACUGGGUGUUUGACGCUAACAUUCUUGAGAGCGGGCCGCACUACAUCUCCGACCUCGGCCUGCCCAGCCACCUUGACGCCGUCAUGCCUUGGAGGAGCAACGGAAGGACAUACUUUUUCAAGGGAAACCAGUAUUGGCGUUAUAACGAGGCAGAAGGCCGGGUGGAUUCUGGGUACCCGCGAGCCUUGAGCAUCUGGAGGGGGAUACCCACAGAUAGUAUCGACGCUGCAGUUCAACAUGAUGAUGGAUACGCCUACUUCUUUAAGGGACAAGACUUCUACAAGAUGGCAGAGCGAACCAUCACCGUCUUACGGGGUUACCCUAAGAGGGCUGCCCAGGACUACUUCGGCUGUCGGCCCGACUCCUUCUCCAGUGGACCCGGCUUCGCACCUAUGUUCGCUGGUUCCGUCCAACCCGCAGGCCUGUUGUACCACGCCGAAGGACACUGCGAGUGGGAGCAGCACAUUUGUGACCUGCUGAUUCGCAUGGAAGGCGGAGAAACAGAUCCUUUAGCUCCUUAACCUAUACAACAGCGAUUUUAUAACUCUAUCUUAUACGUGUAUGUGUAAAAUAUCAGGAUAUAUAGCCAGUAUUAUUUACAUUUUGUGGAAGUCCGUGUUCAAUAUAAAUAUAUUUAUGGUGUGUGGUUGUAGACUUUUUUGUAAAUAAUAUCAUAGGACAGUU